Mercenaria mercenaria is the source of this 4025-nucleotide messenger RNA. Its product is annotated as phospholipid scramblase 1-like. Gene Ontology annotation, molecular function: phospholipid scramblase activity. Gene Ontology annotation, biological process: plasma membrane phospholipid scrambling. The record is from RefSeq and is a predicted model, not a curated record. The transcript has 8 exons. Gene Ontology annotation, cellular component: plasma membrane. Lineage: Eukaryota; Metazoa; Mollusca; Bivalvia; Venerida; Veneridae. Bases 1 to 618 code for a protein of 205 amino acids.
AUGGUGGCAUAUGUGUUGACAGGGUUUGAAACCAGAAAUAGGUAUGCUGUCUUAGACAACAAAGGCCAACAAAUCUUCUUUGUACAGGAAGAGUCCAGUUUAUUUGAGCGCAUCUGUUUCCCAAAGAUCCGAGGGUUUCAGCUUCAUGUUACAGACAAUAAUUCAGUGGAAGUGAUGCAAUUCUCUCGAGAAUUCAAGUGCAGUAAUGGAUGUUGCUGGUGUGGUGAGGGAUGCUGUAGCAUAACUAUCAACAUUGAGUCACCUGUUGGAAAAAUGAUUGGUAGAGUAAAGACUGGAAAUUCAAAAUGGAAACAUCACUUUCAAAUAUUUGAUGCUGCUGACAAUCACCUGUUUACAAUAUGGGGACCUUGCUGUCCAUGUCAGGCAGUGUGCUGUCCAGAUGAUAUCGACUUCCCUAUAACGGACCCGUCAUUACAAACACGUGUGGGGAACAUUGCUAAGCAGUGGAGAGGAUGUUGUGCAGAAUCCUUCACAGAUGCUGACCAGUACUGCUUGACUUUCCCAGCAAAUAUGACAGUAGAUUGUAAGGCCCUACUGAUGGGUUCUCUCUUCAUUGUGGAGUACCUUGUGUUUGAGAGACAGAAGAAGAACAAUUAGAUGAGGUGUUGCCUUGGCAACGUGUCUACUAGGCAAUGUGUAUAUCAUAUGACAAAAUGCAAAAUACACUUGCUUUGAAACUAAACAUCUACAUAGACUUACUUGAUUUGACAGUUCUUAAAUGAUUUCUUUUAUUUGUGUUGUUAUCUAAUUUUUAUUGUUUUAUAUUUCAUUAUCCCCCCCAUACUAUGGUGAGGUGUAUUGACUUUGUCUGUCUGUCUGUCUGUCCUUAUGUCACAAAAGUUUGUUUAGACUCCUGAGACUACUGGUGAGAUUUCAACAAAACUUUAUAGGAAGGUUCAGUUUUAGGGCUAGUUUCGCAUAAUCAACUUGUAGUGCAAACAGUACUGUUUUUACCUCUCUGGAUAUCUUUGCUCUUUGACCAGAUAUUGCAUAUUCAUUUACUCUGCCAUUUUUUAACAAAGCAGUAUGGGAAGACGUUUGCUUUUUCCAGAAGCAGUCGCAAGUUUUAUACUAUUUUAUGGCCUUCAGAAAAAGAAAUGAACAACUUAAGUUUUAGUGUAAAGUGAUCGGAUAUAAACUCUGUCAGGAUUUUGCUGUGUUCUAAAGAACUAAAUCUGUUCAUACAUUUUCUUAUAUUAAGAAAAGAGAAUAUUUGAAAAAGCAACUUUACUGAUGUGUGAUUAUUAAUGGCACAAACUAUGUGUCAAAGUUUUAUCAAUUACAGGACGAUAGUAUAUAGUAAUAUUGACAUCAAGAACCUACUCGUAGCAACGAAGAAAUAAUACCAUAUUUUUUUCCACUGUUUUACAUAUAAGGCACACAAACUAUAAAUGGCAGAAGGUUAUUGAAAUUUUACACUUAACCAGCAUAUCCUACCAAAAAAUUGUAAUGUAACAUUUGUUUUUCAGUUUGUGUUUUUACAGAUCUUGAUAUUAAACAAGUCACAGGAUCUCUGUGUACAUGUGUGUAUAUAUAUGUAUAAACUUUUAUGUGUAAGCAGGAUUCUUUGUUCAUAAAAGCAAAUAAUUGUACAAUAAAACCUAACACUAAUAAUACAGUGAGACCUUUCAAAUCUUGGAGAAAAAAAUGUCAUUAAUUUGUUUUGCAUGGACAUAUUGUAAGUCUGUUAUAUCAAAGUUUAACUAUUUUACAGAAUUAAGAGCACAUUGGAUGUCUGUACAGAUGGUAGUUUUGAAUGAUAGUUUUGGUCUGUAUUGUGGAUUUCGAAUGCAUAUGCAUGAAAUAUAUUGUAUCAUAAACUAUAUUGUAAACAUAGAUGUGUACGUUAGUGGAAAUAACAGUAUGUAUGGUGUACUUUUUAAUGAUUAUUUAACCAUUAUUGAUAUUUUAUCCAACAUGUUUUUAUCUGAUAUUGUUAAACAAGAGAACAAACCACAGUUGCUCAUUUCUCAUUAUUUCCAUGACAGCUGUCGCAAACACCUUUCUGUUUUUAUAUACUGUUAACAUAAAAUUAUUUUGUUACUAUCUACUGCAGAUUAGGUAGUUUUUAUAAAGGUUUAUUUUUCUAUUUCAUGGUUAGCAACCGUAUUGAUGGUGUAAAUGUUCGCUAAACACAAGUUUCUUAUGUUUAAGGACAUAAUGCUGUUCAUUAUUCAAAAAUAUUUUGAAUUCAGGAGUGGUAUUAUUCAGGGGUGAUAGUGAAAACAAAACCAAUACCAACAAGUAUACAAUAUGAAAACCUGUACAGUGUCAACUUUGACAACAUAUUGAUCUUUACCUUAGAAACCAAGUAAGGCUUUAAAUCAACUGGGACAAAUUCAUGAUGUACCUUAAACAUUUUUUCUGAAAUCUGUGUUUUGUGAAUGAUAUAUUUAUACACACCACUGAAAGUAAUGGCAGUAAAUACUAUCAGAGUGAGUACCCUAGAGAGAGGCAGGUAUGUACAGAUGCUCAGCUGGUGUUUUCCGUCAUCAUUAUCGGGGGUGUACAGAUAGGAAAUACAUUGUAUUUUAGAUUUCUAAGAUAGUUGAAAGUUACUGUUCUAUUUUCAUAUUGUUUGCAACUACUGCAAUCUACCUCAGGUAUUUGUGACACUUGUGUACUGUGAUAUAUUUGGGACAUACCAUUUUAUAAGGCAGGAGAUGCAAGGUGCUUGCUACAUUAUCAAUACAUGUUUUUGUUAUCUUAAUUUUUUUUGUGGGAAAUUAGAUAUAUUAUAAUGAUUAUUUGAUUUUAUUUUUCUGUAUUUCAGUUUCCGCUCAUACUUGUUUAACCAGUGAAAAAUAUUUUUUCCAUUGCAUAAUAAAAUAUUAUAGUAGAACCUGACAGAGCAUCGAACAGAGCAUUGAGACAAAUACCCACACCUGCUGUCAUCACCGGUCAAAAAUAAAAUGGUGAAUUCCCAGACUUGAUCUGAGCUCAUUAUCUUGUAUUAUUUUUAUCAAGUGUGUUUUACUUUAGUGAAAAAAAAAAAACAAAAUGAUUGUGUGCAUGGUACAAAUAAUCAACUGUAUUUACUUCAUUGUUAUGCAUGUCAUAUGUUCAUACAAAAAGCAUUAAACAACAGUUGAUGUAACGUGAAAAUGGCUGAUGUAAUGUGAAAGAGUUACUUUUUCUUGAUUUAGAAAUAGGCAAAAGAGGUCAUUUUAAAAGAUUGUGGCUCUUUUCUUUUAAGGUUCUUUUUAUCUUUCAGAAGUAUGUUGUUCCUUUGACAGUGAAAUAUUAUGUAGGGAUAGCACAUGUUUUUUUUUGUGAUAACAUCUGCAAAAUACCGAGGGGUGGGUGAGGGUACCAAAGAACCUAGAGGGAUUCUGAAGAUGUUAUAACAUUAAAACUAUUAAAUAAAUCAAUAUAUUGUCCAACAACAUCAUUAAAUUUCUAUGAAAUGUGCUCUUUUAUCAUGUUGACUUCAUUUCCUUUUGAAUUAUCCAUUUUGGGGCUGUACUAUGUUUACGUUUUGCCACUGAACAAGCUUAUAUGUAAAAAGGUGUUUUAACAGCGUGUGAGGGCACAAUCUGUUAACACAUGUUUACUUUCCCUCCCAUGAAAGCACCCCUAACAAUGACCAGAAGAGCAGUUUUAUGCUAGAAUAUUUUAUUACAUGGACCUAGUUCCUGUAUUAUGGUCAUUAUUGUUGAAAUACAUUUUACAGGAUCUUUCCGCAGAAUAUACAAUAAAAUGAAUGGGGAAAAUUUUUGAGACACUAUUUGAUUUGAGAAAAUACUCUGUUGUAGAAAUAUCGGUACCUAGAUGGUCAUUAUACCAAGAACCACUGUACUCAAAUCUGAUAUCAUAUUGAACUACUGCACAGAAGAUAUGGUUUCAAAAUAAAAAUAUUGUAAAAUAAAAAUUGGGUAUAUCACAAAUAGUAACAGAUAAGGAUUUGGACUUUGCCUACUUCCCUUUUUGCCUCAUUUCAUUCUGAUAUGUGCUCAUCAAACAGUUGUUUUGCUCAAUGGAAGAAAAGUCCCUAACAAGGCAAG